CUUUUAUUAUUCUUUGUUUAACUUGGAGGCCAUAACAGCAACUCGUUGAACUUGGUAACAUUUUCCAUAGGCAAACGGCAUUGAUCGGACAAUCUUACAGUCAUAUGCUAGCGUUUCUUCCUUAUGAAAAAGAAGGAACAGUCGGUUUAAGUUUGUUUUAGAAAGGUUUGUGGAGACAUGAAAUGCAAACAUGCCUAGACUUGCCUUAUAAAAACAAUAUGCUUGGUCAUUUGAGCAAAAGGGAAUUCUUAACCUCUUCUACGUCAAUAAACCUCGAGGUAACCUCUAGUGCUUGAAGAAGAAUUAGACAUGGCCGUUGACAAGAAAGUUGCGUUUCAUAAAAGCGGUCCCACUUGCAUUUUAGUGGCUGUUAUAUUAUUGCUAGUUGCUGAAGCAUUAUUCCUACAUUUAAAGAUAUACAAAACGGACAGUGUGCUGACAAAAAGAAUAGAUGAACUGGAAAGAAAGCAAGAGAUAACUGAACGGAAAUUUAAAGAAUGCCAAAGCAAAGCUGGCGAACAAAAGCAAAAGGACCUGAGCUACUAUUCACAACUUUUUAACAGAGAAUUUAGGAAAUUAGAAAGACUAAAACGAAGAUCACGACGCCAUAUUGAACCAAACCUGGCUCUCAUAUUGCAAUAUCUAAAAUUUGGACACAAAGAUGGUGGGUAUUGCGGCAAUGUGACAUUGGUAUGCGAAAAGGGUGACAGAGGUGCAAGGGGAAAGCCAGGCCCGCGUGGCGCCAAAGGAGAUGCAGGACAACGAGGGGAUAUCGGUCCUGUUGGUGUGAUGGGUCCUCCAGGUCAAAAGGGGGACAGGGGGCCUAAGGGUGAGCCUGGGUUACCGGGUCGGUCGAUUUCAAAGCCACGAAUUGUGUCAAAGUUUCCAAAUAUAGUCUACAAAACAGUUGGUUCAAAUUUUACGUUGUUAUGUGAAGCCGACGGGAAUCCUACACCAAAACUUGUCUGGAGCUUCGGGUCAAAAACGCAAGAUUCAAGGUACAGUUUUCCAGCUCCAGGUGCCCUCGCUAUUUCAGCAAUACAGGAGAAUGACAACGGUGUAAUUAAGUGUGUUGCAGAGAAUAUUCUUGGAACAGAUGCGGUUGAAACUGAACUGUCUGUCCUAACAAAGCCUAAGGUAUUCAUCAACUCCAAAAAAGCCACUGGAACAGCUGGGUUUCCUUUGGAAAUCAACUGCAGUGCUACUGGUAAUCCUAUGCCAAAGCUUAGCUGGAGAAAGGCUCAUGGUCUGACCAGUGGCAAAGAGGUUCUUGCUACUGAUCAGAAAAGCAUUUCCCUCAAGUUUACAAAAAUUGUUUCUGAUGAUGCAGGGCACUAUAUUUGCGAAGCAGAAAAUGACAAUGGUUUAGCAUCACAGUCAGUUUUUCUUGACGUUGAAUUUUGGUCAGACUGUCUGUCAUUGAGGAAAAGCGGGCAGUCGAAAAGUGGAAUCUAUAUAAUAAACCCAGACAACGGCAUAGCUUUCUCUGUUUAUUGUGACAUGGAAAAUGAGGGGGGUGGCUGGACGGUGAUUCAGAGACGUGUUGAUGGGUCAAUAGAUUUCUAUCGAAACUGGGAAGAAUAUAAGACAGGCUUUGGGGAUUUGAGAAGUGAAUUUUGGCUUGGAAAUGAGAAAAUUCACCGCCUUACAAAGCAAAAGGAUACGAAGAUUCGGUUUGAUCUUGAAGAUGUGGAUGGCAACAAAGCUUUUACAGAGUAUAAUACCUUUUAUAUUGAUGGCGAAGAUAAACAAUUUACAGCACAUGUAAGUUCUUACUCAGGAACGGCUGGCAAUUCAUUUUCAGAUACAAAUGGGCGUAAAUUUUCAACCAAAGAUAAAGAUCACGACACGAAUCCAGGUGGACGUUGUGCUGUGGAAUAUCAUGGUGCGUGGUGGUACGAUAACUGUCAUUUAUCCAAUUUAAAUGGAAGAUAUCUAAAUGGUCCACAUAAGUCGUUUGCCAAUGGGGUAAAUUGGCAAGCGUUCAAAGGUUAUCACAACUCAUUGAAAAGAACUGCCAUGAAAAUAAAGCCGCGGAAUUAUUUCUGGUUGAUCUCCCUCGACAACUAUCUCAGGCUCGACGACAAGCUUUCAGUACCUCUAGUGCUUGAAGAAGAAUUAGACAUGGCCGUUGACAAGAAAGUUGCGUUUCAUAAAAGCGGUCCCACUUGCAUUUUAGUGGCUGUUAUAUUAUUGCUAGUUGCUGAAGCAUUAUUCCUACAUUUAAAGAUAUACAAAACGGACAGUGUGCUGACAAAAAGAAUAGAUGAACUGGAAAGAAAGCAAGAGAUAACUGAACGGAAAUUUAAAGAAUGCCAAAGCAAAGCUGGCGAACAAAAGCAAAAGGACCUGAGCUACUAUUCACAACUUUUUAACAGAGAAUUUAGGAAAUUAGAAAGACUAAAACGAAGAUCACGACGCCAUAUUGAACCAAACCUGGCUCUCAUAUUGCAAUAUCUAAAAUUUGGACACAAAGAUGGUGGGUAUUGCGGCAAUGUGACAUUGGUAUGCGAAAAGGGUGACAGAGGUGCAAGGGGAAAGCCAGGCCCGCGUGGCGCCAAAGGAGAUGCAGGACAACGAGGGGAUAUCGGUCCUGUUGGUGUGAUGGGUCCUCCAGGUCAAAAGGGGGACAGGGGGCCUAAGGGUGAGCCUGGGUUACCGGGUCGGUCGAUUUCAAAGCCACGAAUUGUGUCAAAGUUUCCAAAUAUAGUCUACAAAACAGUUGGUUCAAAUUUUACGUUGUUAUGUGAAGCCGACGGGAAUCCUACACCAAAACUUGUCUGGAGCUUCGGGUCAAAAACGCAAGAUUCAAGGUACAGUUUUCCAGCUCCAGGUGCCCUCGCUAUUUCAGCAAUACAGGAGAAUGACAACGGUGUAAUUAAGUGUGUUGCAGAGAAUAUUCUUGGAACAGAUGCGGUUGAAACUGAACUGUCUGUCCUAACAAAGCCUAAGGUAUUCAUCAACUCCAAAAAAGCCACUGGAACAGCUGGGUUUCCUUUGGAAAUCAACUGCAGUGCUACUGGUAAUCCUAUGCCAAAGCUUAGCUGGAGAAAGGCUCAUGGUCUGACCAGUGGCAAAGAGGUUCUUGCUACUGAUCAGAAAAGCAUUUCCCUCAAGUUUACAAAAAUUGUUUCUGAUGAUGCAGGGCACUAUAUUUGCGAAGCAGAAAAUAAAGUUGGCGUAACAUCUGACUCUGUCCUUCUUGAAAUACAAGAAAGAGAUUGUUCAUCGUGGAGGAAAAGCGGGCAAUCAAAAAGUGGAAUCUAUAUAAUAAAUCCAGACAACGGCAUAGCUUUCUCUGUUUAUUGUGACAUGGAAAAUGAGGGGGGUGGCUGGACGGUGAUUCAGAGACGUGUUGAUGGGUCAAUAGAUUUCUAUCGAAACUGGGAAGAAUAUAAGACGGGCUUUGGGGAUUUGAGAAGUGAAUUUUGGCUUGGAAAUGAGAAAAUUCACCGCCUUACAAAGCAAAAGGAUACGAAGAUUCGGUUUGAUCUUGAAGAUGUGGAUGGCAACAAAGCUUUUGCAGAGUAUAAUACCUUUUAUAUUGAUGGCGAAGAUAAACAAUUUACAGCACAUGUAGGUUCUUACUCAGGAACGGCUGGCGAAUCAUUUUCAAAUACAAAUGGGCGUAAAUUUUCAACCAAAGAUAAAGAUCACGACACAUAUCCAGAUGGAAGUUGUGCUGUGGAAUAUCAUGGUGCGUGGUGGUAUGGAAAAUGUCAUUCAUCCAAUUUAAAUGGAAGAUAUCUAAAUGGUCCACAUAAGUCGUAUGCCAAUGGGGUAAAUUGGCAAGCGUUCAAAGGUUAUCACAACUCAUUGAAAAGAACUGUCAUGAAAAUAAAGCUACGGAAUUAGCCAAGAACAAAAUUUAACAGAAAUGGCAGCUAUGCUAGCAGUUGUAGAAAAUAGUUAACAACUUAUGUAACAGAUAAAAGAUUGUAAACGAUGAGAAAAAUGUAAAAGAGUAGCUUAUAGCAUAUGUUAGAAACAUAUAAAUGCUUAAAUGC
Rhopilema esculentum is the source of this 4007-nucleotide messenger RNA. NCBI's taxonomy places the organism in Eukaryota, Metazoa, Cnidaria, Scyphozoa, Rhizostomeae, Rhizostomatidae. The record is from RefSeq and is a predicted model, not a curated record.